AGUUUAAGCGGAAUUGUAAAGGAUUUAAUUAGUUGAUUAAAUUAAAUUUUCAAUGAUUUAAUUUGAUUAACUGGUAUUUGAGAUCUUAACAUGGGGAAUUAAAAUAAGUGUUAUUGAAUUUUCGAAAUUUAUAUUGAGGAGUUCAAUUGUAGUUUUUUAGUGGAAUAAAUUGCAAUUAAUUAUAGUAAGAAUUAAUUCAUGCUAAUUUUGAACUAAUGCUAUAAUUGGUAGUCUCUUAUUAUUUCUGUGGUCCCUGCUAUACCUAGUAAAAACCUGGACAAGACUUGGGUAAAAAGUGACUUGAGAGAAAAGUCAUCUAAUAGAGUUGGAGUAGGAUUCUACGUGUAGAAGAAGAAUCCUACACGUUUUUGGAGCACAAUUUCGACAAAAAAUAACUCUAUUAAAGCAAGACUAAUUUCACCCAAUAACUUACUUUUUAGAGUUGUAUUGUUCUUGCCCACCCAAAAGCAAAAAUCGUCCAAGGUUUGACUAGGCAAAUAGCAGAAGACUGCAGCCCUGGAUUCAUGUUGUUUGGAAGAUUUGUGCAACUAUUUCAAGAGAUUAAUCAUGUCUUUGUCAUUCAACCCACUUACCUCAAUAUUGAACCAAAACAAGUUAGAAGGAUCGAAUUAUGUUGACUGGAAAAGGAACCUUGAUAUUGUCCUAACCGCUGAAGGUUACAAAUUUGUAAUCACUGAGGAGUGCCCAGAAAAACCUGAAAAUGCUACUGAUGAUCAGGUUAAGGCCUAUGGCAAAUGGGUUAAGGCCGAUGAGAUGGCGCGAUGUUGCAUUCUUGCCUCUAUGGCGAAUGUUUUGCAACAUCAGCAUCAGUCUAUGGGGUCUGCUUAUGAUAUGCUCGAAAGUCUCAAAGAGAUGUUCGAUGAGCAAAAUCGUGCAGCUAAGCAGACAACCAUGAAAGCCCUUUUGAACACCAAGAUGGCUAAAGGAUCAUCGGUCAGAGACCAUAUUCUGAAGAUGAUGAGUCUUCUGAAUGAACUGGAGGUCCUUGGAGCUGUGAUUGAUAAGGAGUUUCAAGUUGAGAUGGUCAUGCAGACUCUGCCUGACAGUUUUCAACAGUUUCGCUUGAACUAUAAUAUGAACAAAAUGGAUUUGUCACUAGCGAAAUUAUCGAAUGAGCUGCAAGCAGCAGAAUCUAUUAUCAAACAACAAGCUUCAGUUGUGGCACUCAAUGUUGAGAAAGCUUUGGUUUCUAAGUCGAAAGGCAAUAAAAAAAGAAGAAGGCUCAAAAGGUUUUGGCACCUGGUGGUGCGGCUGGUGUGAAAAAGCCCAAAGGCAAGUGCUAUCAUUGCAAGCAACUUGGGCAUCACAAGAAGCAAUGCCCUGCCUAUCUGGCAAAGUUGAAUAAGCAAGGGGUUUCAGGAAAUGCGGCGGUUAAGUGAGAAUGAAGUUUGCGUUUUUCAAGCCAAUGGCGAGCCAGCACCAGCUUUAGCUUUAGGAGAUAUUAGAGUUUCGUUUAGUAGUGAUAGAGUUUUAGUUUUAAAAGAUGUUCUCUAUGUACCUUCUAUUAGAAGGAAUUUGAUUUCGGU
Messenger RNA from Nicotiana tabacum (common tobacco), 1547 nucleotides. NCBI's taxonomy places the organism in Eukaryota, Viridiplantae, Streptophyta, Magnoliopsida, Solanales, Solanaceae. The record is from RefSeq and is a predicted model, not a curated record.